GUCCGUCCUCCCACACCUGCUCGUCCACGACCGCCACGUCCCCGACCUCCGGCCCUGCAUCGCCUCCUGUCCAACUCCGCCACCUGACGCUCGGCUCCCAUGUGGGAAACGACGUGCAUCCUCUCUCUGGUGAGGCUCAACUCCUCCUCGGUCACCUUCGCCAGCGCACCGGUGCCUCUGACGAGCUGCUGGUCCACGACCGCCUCAUCCUCCACGGCCUGCCAAUAUGACGGUGAAGGAGGCGGGGGCGGGGGAGGCGAUGGCGGAGGCAGGGGCAGGGGAGGUGAUUCAGCAGGGCCCGGGGGCGGUGAUGAGGGGGGAGAUGGCGGAGGUGGUGAGGGGGGGGGUGAUGGUGGAAGGAGCGGGUGCCGUGGCGACAGGGUUGAGGAGCGUGUGGACGACGAUGUUAUGCCCGGUGGUCGCAUCGUUUUGCAGCGGUUGAGACGCGGGGGCAGACGGGAUGAGAGCAUUGCGUCUCGUGUGCGCAGACGUCGUGUCCACAUUGCGACUAACACGGGGGCACGUGUCAUGCGGCAGGACCCGGUUGUCGUGUCAGAGGGCGAGAUGGGAGAUCCUUCCAACGAGACGCGGCAUGACCCGGUUCACGCAGAGGCGCAAGCCUCGGUGACAGAUGCGAUGUUGACGGAGGAGGAUACUGGGUCGCCAACGCUGGUUGUUGGAACUGAGGAGGAGACGGAGUUCGGAGGACCCGGUCCACUCCGCCAGGCGCAGACUCGGUGCACUCCAACAGGCGCCCCAGUCCACUCCACAGGAGCAGGUUUGGAGGACGGCGAGGCACGACGUGAGCUGCCUCCUCACACGAGUGACGGCGGUCUAGAGGAUGGAGAGGUUGCACCUACUCCCACUUGUGGACCGGACGGGGAGGACGAACGUUCUACGACGGGCCACCACGUCGACCUCAACUGCCCGCCCGACAGGCUUCCGCGCACCGACGAGUUAUUGAACAUGGAUUCCGUCUUGGCAUUUCUAGGGUUCGACGAGUUCGACGGCGAUACGAUACUGCAUCCUCCAGAGUUUGGCACUCCCGCCAUUUUUCAUGUCGGUGCACCGUGGGCGGUGGAGCAGGGGUUGGCAGAGGAGGUGGCACGGAACCGUCGUGGCGGACCGCCCUUCGCAGCGCAACGUAGUUUGGGAGGUUCACUAGAGGCAGCGUCUGGAGAUUUUGCGGCGCAGUUAUCGGACGGCGUGUCAUCGGUCCGUCCACCGGACGAGGGCCCGCAGCGAGAGCCACAUCGAGGCUCGACGGAGACUUUAGAGGCGAGGCCUCCCGGAGUUAUCCGCUCGGACGGAGGCGAGGGCAUGGGCCAUGAUACGGCGCAGCCAGGGAGCGCAGACGCUGGACGGUCCAUCGGGGGGGGCAUCGAGCGCAUAGGGUUAUCGACCACACACCCCAACAUUGUUAGGCCCAACGCACAUGACGUUGGAGACGCGCACACAGAUGAGCCUCGACCGCAUCUGAUGGGGAUGCAUGACAUCAUGCGUCCACCACCCUCACGCUCCCCUGCCGCUGACUUCGUCGCCCACGGGCAAGCCUCUCAGGGCGCAUUGCCGACGAGGUCUUUCUACGACGGUGCGGCCAUGGACUGGAGGGCGGGCGAUAUCGGACAUGCAUCAGCAUGCGAACCGACCGAUAUGACCGCGAGGGCACGAUUGAUCGGCAACGUCGAUGGUACUUGUCACGAUUCCAUGAGAGCUUACGAGGAGCAGCAUGGGAGGCCUAUACGGGCCAAGACGACCGAUGUCCAUGACACCAGGACGGCUACUGCGAGGCUAUCACGGGCGAGGAAGAAACGAACAGGUGCGUCGAUUCCGUAUCAGCGGCGCCGCCCGCAUCCUUUUUUCCGCAACAGUGACGAGACCAGACAGAUGCCAGCUGCUGCAGAUGGAAGGGGCGGGGUGGACGGAGGUGACAGAGUGGACGAAUCAGGGCGAGGUGAGAAGAGACGAGGCGGCACGAUCAUCAUCCACGACGAUAUCUCCACAGCCGCUGAGGGUGGUGAGACCACAUGCGUCGACGAUCCUGAUGACUCCGAUUACGUCCCGAGGAUCCGGACGGUGGAGGUCGUCACGUAAGGAUGAGGACUGGACCUGGCCCGGAAGGUCAUUGCACCCCAUCGA
Chara braunii is the source of this 2139-nucleotide messenger RNA. The record is from the annotation of a GenBank genome assembly. Lineage: Eukaryota; Viridiplantae; Streptophyta; Charophyceae; Charales; Characeae.